AUGAAAGAGGCUGCUGAAACGGCAACAAAAAAGGCCGUUCAAAAAGCUGCUACCAAAACUGGUGAAUAUGCUGGCGAAAAAGCCGGUGAUAAAAUUAUUCAAUUAUUAAGCAAAAAGAAUAAAAAGACACCGGUAGUAGCAUCACCAGUAGCGACAACACCAACAAAAAAUCCACAAAAGGAACUCACCGAUUACGAAAUUAAUGAGAGGAUGAAUCAAUUACUGUCUGGAGGUCAGAUGAGAAGAUUUAUGUAAUCUAUUAAUAUAAUGAAAUGUUUUAGAGAUCCAAAGUAUGUUGAACGAUAUGAAGAUGUUAUUUUUGACCUAGAAACAGCACUAAAUACAACUGUCGCCAAUAAUCGUCACCAAAAGAAAGAUGGCUACAGGUUUGUUGUUGAUAACAGUGGUGAGGUUACACCAUUUGACUGGUAUAAUGCUCGUAUCAGUCUUGAUUUUAAAGUAGUCUUACUGGCUAAUGGAGGUAACAUUGCAGUAGCAGAUCAUAAUGGAAUUGUAAACGGGUCGUACUCAUUCUUGAAACAUUUUGAUAUUAAGCUAAACGGUAAGAAAGUGUAUGAUUGCAAUGACGCGAAUCACGCCGUAAAUAUUAAGAAUUUACUUGAGUACAGUCCCGCUUACGCCAGUAAGACAGCAAGUAGUGAGUUUUUCUUCCUUGAUACAACCAGAAAUGCGGAAGGGAGGGAAUUUGAAGUUAGCGUUACAAAUCAGUUAGCUAAAAGGCGAGCAGCUUACAAUAAAGGUUUUGCCCUUCGAAAAGCACUCUUAGGUGUUUCAUCUACAGUAAAUACAGAAAUACCACUGAACCGAUACUCGUUUUUGGAAAUGUUAGAGGAUGAGCUGUUACCUAAUACAAGAGUUGAGAUGAAUUUUGAGAUCGAGUCCGAUGGUAAUCUAAUUUGGCAAGCCGGGGCUGAUUGCAGGGUGGUUAUCACCAGGAUGCAAUUGUAUGUUCCACAGAUAACCUUCAAUAGUGAGGGACAAUCAUCCUACAUGAGCCAAUACCUUAAAAAUCAUAAGUGGACUUAUUUGAGAGAGAAUAUAGAAAGAUCAAAUAGUAGCCAGCAGAGGGCUGGGCAUUUCAGAAUCUCUUCUGGUAUUUCGAAACCCCGACACGUGUUUGUAUUCAUAAUCAAUGAUGCGAAUAUCGAUUCCCAGACAGCUAAUCCAUUCUUGUACAACACAUUCUCUAUAUCAACUGACCCAAGAACCUUAUCCAAUUGUCACCUGGAAGUUGGAAACGGAAAUGAAUACCCCGAAAUACAUUACACACCAAGUACUGAUAUGACUAGAGUCUUUAGGGAUGUGUCGAAAUAUGUUCACAAAAAUAAUGAAUACGGUGAAGGGUCAUUACUCAAUAAAUCUAAUUUUAGCACGCUAUUCCCCUUCUUAUAUUUCGACCUUACAAAACAAAAAAUGGACAUUAAGGAUGGCACCACAAAACUGACAUUUAAAUAUGAGCUAUCUGGAACAACGACAACAGCCUACUCAAUUUACGCAUUAACAUUAUAUGAGCAAGAUGUUGAGCUAAUACAGAAAGAUGGUAAAAUAAUAUUCAGAUCGUAAAUUAUGUAACGUAUAUUAUAUAUAAGUAAUGACGAAGUAUUAUCCUUAUGGUGUGUCACUUAGUAAAGGACAAUUGGAAAAGCUUUCGAGAGCUUAUAAUAAUAACUCAGCAAUAACGAUUAGAUUAGCCAGAAAUGAGUUAUCCGGCCCACAUGAAUUAAUGCUAACAAAAUCUCAGAUCAAUAAUUUGAAAAAGGCAAUGAGCCAGGGUACAGGGUCGGAUUUCAAAAUAUCAAAAACACAAAUCAGAAAGGCUGUCAGACAGGGUGGUAGUUUGUGGGGAUCAUUAAUCAAUUUAGGAAGCAAGUUGUUACCUAUGGCAAUGCCCCUAGCCAAAAAAGCUAUCGCACCGCUUGCAACAGGAGCGUUAUCAGGAUUAGCCAGUUUAGGUGUGGAUAAAAUAUUCGGAAAAGGUCAACGAGGAGGAUUCCUUAUUCCAAUGGACAAAAUAGCACAUUUGGUUGCAUAUAAACAUUUACUGAACACAGGUCAGAAAAAGGAUAUUCUCAAUGCUCUCCAAACUGGCAACGGAUUAGUUAUCAGACCGACGAAAACACAGCAGGGUGGUUUUUUAGGAACUCUGCUAGCGAGUAUAGGAGUCCCACUAUUACUAAACGCAUUGACGGGAAAAGAUCUGCAGGCUGACAGAACCGGUUCCGCUAAUACAACAUCUGUUUAUGUUCCCGAUACAACUAAU
Porites evermanni is the source of this 2281-nucleotide messenger RNA. The record is from the annotation of a GenBank genome assembly. Lineage: Eukaryota; Metazoa; Cnidaria; Anthozoa; Scleractinia; Poritidae.